GAGGAUUAAAAGUGAUAUAAGACAAGCAUAGAGUUCAGAACUCUCUAGUACUCCAAAGCCAAUUCACAAUGACGAGCCUAGAGCCCUCAAGAGAAGCUGCGCUCCAUCCAUUACCUCCCGCUACACUUCAUACAACAUCGGGUGGAAAUGCCGUUUGGCACAAUUUCAACAAUGAUUUCGCUCAUAUCCAAGAUCCCAAUGAAAGACGAAGACUCGCUCUAGCUGAAAUUGAUCGCGCUCCGUUCGGAUGGUACCAUGUUCGUGCGUGUGUUGUUGCCGGCAUUGGCUUCUUUACCGAUUCCUAUGAUAUCUUUGCUGUCGGGCUCCUCACCACUAUGCUUGGAAUAGUCUAUUUCCCGCAUAAUAAAGGAGUCAUGCCAACUAGUUCCGACACUGCAAUCAAGGUCUCGACUAGCGCGGGCACGGUGGUUGGCCAGUUUGGAUUUGGCAUCUUGGCCGAUAUCGUGGGUCGUAAAAAGAUGUAUGGACUUGAGUUAAUCAUUAUCAUUUUUGCGACAUGUGAGUACGAAUUGCUUGCUAACUAUUUUGUUUUCACUGCCUACUUUUAUCUCGGUUUUAUCUUCCAUUCGAGUCUUGCAUUCGAUGCAAUCUUCCUUUUUCACAAAGCAUUAAUACAUCACUUUCCUCAUUUCUUUUUGAGUUGUGUACUGUAUGGAGAAUACUGAUUCUCUAAUCUCACAGUGGCACAAUCUCUAACCUCGAGCUCUCCGGCUGUGAACAUCGUGGGGGUUAUAAUCUUUUGGCGUGUUCUCAUGGGUAUCGGAAUUGGUGGCGACUACCCACUCUCAUCUAUCAUCACAUCAGAAUUCGCUACCACCAAAUGGCGUGGAGCAAUGAUGGGGGCAGUCUUUGCCAUGCAAGGAAUCGGCCAAUUCGUCGCCGGUCUCGUCAUGCUAAUCUUAGUCGCCGGAUUCAAAGGAUCGCUGCUCACCGCUAAAUCUGCCGCAGUCUGUCAAGGUGUGUGCGGCUUAGCAGUCGAUAAAAUGUGGAGAGUCCUUGUUGGAUUUGGCGCUGUUCCAGCUUGUGUGGCACUCUACUACCGACUUACGAUCCCCGAAACACCUCGCUAUACAUUUGACGUUGCACGCGAUGUUGAACAGGCGCAACUAGAUGUCAAAGCAUAUAUGGCCGGCAAAGCCGAAGGUCACCCCGACGAAAUAGCGCGGGUCCAAGGACUCCAGGCCGGCAAGUCUCAAAUGAAAAUCCCCAAAGCUAGCUGGAGUGAUUUUGUCGCUUAUUAUUCACAAUGGAAAAAUGGAAAGAUACUUUUUGGUACAGCGGGUUCUUGGUUCUUGCUUGACGUAGCUUGGUAUGGAUUGUCGUUGAAUAAUCCUGUUAUAUUGACUGCAAUCGGCUAUUCGGCGGGUCCCACAGUCUACAAGACGCUAUUGAAUACAGCGAUUGGCAAUCUCAUUAUUGUGUGUGCUGGUGCGAUUCCAGGGUAUUGGGUCACAGUUGCAACAGUCGACACGAUUGGACGGAAACCAAUUCAACUCAUGGGAUUUAUUGUUCUCACCAUUGUUUUUAUCGGAAUGGGUUUUGGUUACCAUAAACUUUCGGGGCAUGGGUUACUCGGCCUUUACGUUGUUGCACAAUUUUUCUUCAACUUUGGACCCAACACAACAACCUUCAUCGUCCCCGGCGAAUGUUUCCCCACGCGCUACCGCAGCACCUCUCACGGCUUCAGCGCCGGCAUGGGCAAGAUCGGAUCCAUCAUCGGACAAGCCGCCAUUGCGCCGCUGCGGGUGCGAGGCGCAACUGCAAAAUCUGCAAGUCCGUGGUUAGAUCAUGUUCUGGAGAUCUAUGCAGUCUUCAUGUUUGCGGGGAUAUUCACAACACUGUGCAUACCCGAGACGAAGAGGAUUAGUCUGGAGAAAUUGAGUGGGGAGGAUUAUGGGGGGAGUGAGGGGGUGAGAGAGGGCGGGAGUGGGGGAGAGGUAGAGGCGAAGAGUGUUUAGGAGAGGAAUUGGAACAGAGGAGAGGUGGUUCGUUGAUUGAAGGACGACGGGAAGGCGGCAAUGAUAUGAUACAAUCUGAUGCUGGCAAAUGAAGCUGCUGGUAUCAGCACGACCUGGAUUAAUGCAGGUGUAUGAAUGAAGAAAAUUAAACCCUAACUAUAACUUGUAUAUGAAUGAAGAAC
Molecule: messenger RNA, 2161 nt
Organism: Botrytis cinerea B05.10
Lineage: Eukaryota; Fungi; Ascomycota; Leotiomycetes; Helotiales; Sclerotiniaceae
Exons: 6
Coding region: 774-1979 (401 amino acids)
Biological process (GO): phosphate ion transport; transmembrane transport
Cellular component (GO): membrane
Molecular function (GO): phosphate transmembrane transporter activity
Source: RefSeq, a predicted model, not a curated record